This is a messenger RNA of Hypanus sabinus (Atlantic stingray), 5657 nucleotides long. RefSeq lists its product as uncharacterized. The record is from RefSeq and is a predicted model, not a curated record. NCBI's taxonomy places the organism in Eukaryota, Metazoa, Chordata, Chondrichthyes, Myliobatiformes, Dasyatidae. Bases 2357 to 5470 code for a protein of 1037 amino acids. The transcript is spliced from 3 exons.
ACGAUAAGACAGCUUCUACCCCGCUGUUAUCAGACUAUUGAACGGUCCCCCAGUACGAUAAGACAGCUUCUACCCCGCUGUUAUCAGACUAUUGAACGGUCCCCCAGUACGAUAAGACAGCUUCUACCCCGCUGUUAUCAGACUAUUGAACGGUCCCCCAGUACGAUAAGACAGCUUCUUCCCCGCUGUUAUCAGACUAUUGAACGGUCCCCCAGUACGAUAAGACAGCUUCUACCCCGCUGUUUUCAGACUAUUGAACGGUCCCCAGUACGAUAAGACAGCUUCUACCCCGUUGUUAAUCAGACUAUUGAACGGUCCCCAGUACGAUAAGACAGCUUCUACCCCGCUGUUAUCAGACUAUUGAACGGUCCCCCAGUACGAUAAGACAGCUUCUACCCCGCUGUUAUCAGACUAUUGAAUGGUCCCUCAGUACAAUAAGACAGCUUCUACCCCCGUUAUCGGACUAUUGAACGGUCCCCCAGUACGAUAAGACAGCUUCUACCCCAGUGUUAUCAGACUAUUGAACGAUAAGAUGGACUCCUGACCUCACGAUCUACCUCGUUGUGACACUUGCACCUUGUUGUCUGCCUGCACUGCCCUUUCUCUGAAACUGUAACACUUUAUUCUGCACUCCAUGGUGCUCCCUUGUUCUACUUCGAUGCUGUUGGACAUGGAGAGCUGAAUGGUGUGCAGAAGAAAGCAGUCCCCUGUGGUAAUAGAUGAUCUUGCUGUGCAGAGUCACAUCUGUGUCAGUGUUAACAUGCAGUGUAACUUGACUGACUGCAUCCAGUUGUCAUAAAUGAUUUACAAUGUGUGUUUUGUGUGAGCUAUUGUUCCAUUGUUUAAAAAGGGUUCUAAGAGUAAAUCUAGUGAUUAUAGGCCUGUCAGUUUGACGUCAGUGGUGGAAAAAUUAAUGGAAAGUAUUCUUAGAGAUGAUAUAUAUAAUUAUCUGGAUAGACAGGGUCUGAUUAGGAACAGUCAGCAUGGAUUUGUGCAUGGAAGGUCAUGUUUGACAAAUUUUAUUGAAUUUUUUGAAGAGGUUACGAGGAAAGUUGACGAGGGUAAAGCUGUGGAUGUUGUCUAUAUGGACUUCAGUAAGGUCUUUGACAAGGUUCCACACGGAAGGUUAGUUAGGAAGGUUCAAUCGUUAGGUAUUAAUAUUGAAGUAGUAAAAUGGAUUCAACAGUGGCUGGUUGGGAGAUGCCAGAGAGUUACCCUUUACUCUGAUGAAGGGUUUCGGCCUGAAACGUUGUCACUACCUCCUCCCAUAGAUGCUGUCUGGCCUGCUGAGUUCUGCCAGCAUUUUGUGUUUUUAUUUAUUUCCAGCAUCUGCAGAUUCACUCAUGUUGCCAUUGAGUACAGGAGUUGGGAUGUAAUGUUAAAAUUGUACAAGGCAUUGGUAAGGUCGAAUUUGGAGUAUUGUGUACAGUUCUGGUCACCGAAUUAUAGGAAAGAUGUCAACAAAAUAGAGAGAGUACAGAGAAGAUUUACUAGAAUGUUACCUGGGUUUCAGCACCUAAGUUACAGAGAAAGAUUGAACAAGUUAGGUCUUUAUUCUUUGGAGCGUAGAGGUUGAGGGGGGGACUUGAUAGAGGUAUUUAAAAUUAUGAGGGGGAUAGAUAGAGUUGGAUAGGCUUUUUCCAUUGAGAGUAGGGGAGAUUCAAACAAGAGGACAUGAGUUGAGAGUUAGGGGGCAAAAGUUUAGGGGUAACACGAGGGGGAAUUUCUUUACUCAGAGAGUGGUAGCUGUGUGGAACGAGCUUCCAGUAGAAGUGGUAGAGGCAGGUUCAGUAUUGUCAUUUAAAGUAAAAUUGGAUAGGUAUAUGGACAGGAAAGGAAUGGAGGGUUAUGAGCUGAGUGUGGGUCAGUGGGACUAGGUGAGAGUAAGCGUUCGUCACGGAGUAGAAUGGCCAAGAUGGCCUGUUCCCAUACUGUAGUUGUUAUAUAAAACUCUGAUCUCAGACCUCUGCUGCCUUGUGGCUGCGCCCAGUCAUGGGGAAGCCGGAGGGAAAAUGUGGAGCAGCAGUCCCAUAGGAGCCUGUGCCAGGUUGAGCACUGCUGGUGCCAAACUGCUGUUCCUUUGGGCUCAUUGUCUAUGUGCAGAGGGCAACCUGCUCCAUAUUGUCCUGAGGGUAAUGGGAGCUGUCCUCAGCGGUGGGGAGGGCUGUGCUUAGCGUGGACAGGCGGCCCAUUGCAGUGGCCACUGCACACCAGACGGGGAUGCAGCCAGUCAGAAUGUCCUCCACAGUGUAUCACUUCUGCUACCUCGAUGACGAGUAAACCCUAAACCUCCCCUUUUUUGAAGUGCUCCAUCAGUUCCUUGGACAAGGUUCAGUGAUGCUGGAAAGAAUAGUCAAUGUUUUGGGCUGAGACCCUUCAGCGGGACUGGAUCCAGAGGGUGGUGGGUCUGUGGAGUGUCUCCAGAGGGAGGUGGGUCUGUGGAGUGUCUCCAGAGGGACGUGGGUCUGUGGAGUGUCUCCAGAGGGAGGUGGGUCUGUGGAGUGUCUCCAGAGGGUGGUGGGUCUGUGGAGUGUCUCCAGAGGGAGGUGGGUCUGUGGAGUGUCUCUGUCCAGAGGGAGGUGGGUCUGUGGAGUGUCUCCAGAGGGAGGUGGGUCUGUGGAGUGUCUCUGUCCAGAGGGAGGUGGGUCUGUGGAGUGUCUCCAGAGGGACGUGGGUCUGUGGAGUGUCUCCAGAGGGAGGUGGGUCUGUGGAGUGUCUCCAGAGGGACGUGGGUCUGUGGAGUGUCUCCAGAGGGUGGUGGGUCUGUGGAGUGUCUCCAGAGGGACGUGGGUCUGUGGAGUGUCUCCAGAGGGAGGUGGGUCUGUGGAGUGUCUCCAGAGGGUGGUGGGUCUGUGGAGUGUCUCCAGAGGGAGGUGGGUCUGUGGAGUGUCUCCAGAGGGAGGUGGGUCUGUGGAGUGUCUCCAGAGGGAGGUGGGUCUGUGGAGUGUCUCCAGAGGGACGUGGGUCUGUGGAGUGUCUCCAGAGGGAGGUGGGUCUGUGGAGUGUCUCCAGAGGGAGGUGGGUCUGUGGAGUGUCUCCAGAGGGACGUGGGUCUGUGGAGUGUCUCCAGAGGGACGUGGGUCUGUGGAGUGUCUCCAGAGGGUGGUGGGUCUGUGGAGUGUCUCCAGAGGGACGUGGGUCUGUGGAGUGUCUCCAGAGGGAGGUGGGUCUGUGGAGUGUCUCUGUCCAGAGGGAGGUGGGUCUGUGGAGUGUCUCUGUCCAGAGAGAGGUGGGUCUGUGGAGUGUCUCCAGAGGGAGGUGGGUCUGUGGAGUGUCUCCAGAGGGAGGUGGGUCUGUGGAGUGUCUCUGUCCAGAGGGAGGUGGGUCUGUGGAGUGUCUCUGUCCAGAGGGUGGUGGGUCUGUGGAGUGUCUCUGUCCAGAGGGAGGUGGGUCUGUGGAGUGUCUCUGUCCAGAGGGUGGUGGGUCUGUGGAGUGUCUCUGUCCAGAGGGAGGUGGGUCUGUGGAGUGUCUCCAGAGGGAGGUGGGUCUGUGGAGUGUCUCUGUCCAGAGGGAGGUGGGUCUGUGGAGUGUCUCUGUCCAGAGGGUGGUGGGUCUGUGGAGUGUCUCUGUCCAGAGGGAAGUGGGUCUGUGGAGUGUCUCCAUAGGGAGGUGGGUCUGUGGAGUGUCUCUGUCCAGAGGGUGGUGGAUCUGUGGAGUGUCUCCAGAGGGUGGUGGGACUGUGGAGUGUCUCUGUCCAGAGGGAGGUGAGUCUGUGGAGUGUCUCCAGAGGGAGGUGGGACUGUGGAGUGUCUCUGUCCAGAGGGUGGUGGGUCUGUGGAGUGUCUCCAGAGGGAGGUGGGUCUGUGGAGUGUCUCCAGAGGGAGGUGGGUCUGUGGAGUGUCUCUGUCCAGAGGGAGGUGGGUCUGUGGAGUGUCUCUGUCCAGAGGGAGGUGGGUCUGUGGAGUGUCUCCAGAGGGAGGUGGGUCUGUGGAGUGUCUCUGUCCAGAGGGUGGUGGGUCUGUGGAGUGUCUCCAGAGGGAGGGGGGUCUGUGGAGUGUCUCUGUCCAGAGGGUGGUGGGUCUGUGGAGUGUCUCCAGAGGGAGGUGGGUCUGUGGAGUGUCUCUGUCCAGAGGGUGGUGGGUCUGUGGAGUGUCUCCAGAGGGAGGUGGGUCUGUGGAGUGUCUCCAGAGGGAGGUGGGUCUGUGGAGUGUCUCUGUCCAGAGGGAGGUGGGUCUGUGGAGUGUCUCUGUCCAGAGGGAGGUGUGUCUGUGGAGUGUCUCCAGAGGGACGUGGGUCUGUGGAGUGUCUCUGUCCAGAGGGAGGUGGGUCUGUGGAGUGUCUCUGUCCAGAGGGUGGUGGGUCUGUGGAGUGUCUCUGUCCAGAGGGUGGUGGGACUGUGGAGUGUCUCUGUCCAGAGGGUGGUGGGUCUGUGGAGUGUCUCUGUCCAGAGGGAAGUGGGUCUGUGGAGUGUCUCCAUAGGGAGGUGGGUCUGUGGAGUGUCUCUGUCCAGAGGGAGGUGGGUCUGUGGAGUGUCUCCAGAGGGAGGUGGGUCUGUGGAGUGUCUCUGUCCAGAGGGAGGUGUGUCUGUGGAGUGUCUCCAGAGGGACGUGGGUCUGUGGAGUGUCUCUGUCCAGAGGGUGGUGGGUCUGUGGAGUGUCUCCAGAGGGUGGUGGGUCUGUGGAGUGUCUCUGUCCAGAGGGAGGUGGGUCUGUGGAGUGUCUCUGUCCAGAGGGAGGUGGGUCUGUGGAGUGUCUCCAGAGGGAGGUGGGUCUGUGGAGUGUCUCCAGAGGGAGGUGGGUCUGUGGAGUGUCUCUGUCCAGAGGGAGGUGGGUCUGUGGAGUGUCUCCAGAGGGAGGUGGGUCUGUGGAGUGUCUCUGUCCAGAGGGAGGUGGGUCUGUGGAGUGUCUCUGUCCAGAGGGAGGUGGGUCUGUGGAGUGUCUCUGUCCAGAGGGUGGUGGGUCUGUGGAGUGUCUCCAGAGGGAGGUGGGUCUGUGGAGUGUCUCUGUCCAGAGGGAGGUGGGUCUGUGGAGUGUCUCCAGAGGGACGUGGGUCUGUGGAGUGUCUCUGUCCAGAGGGAGGUGGGUCUGUGGAGUGUCUCUGUCCAGAGGGAGGUGGGUCUGUGGAGUGUCUCUGUCCAGAGGGAGGUGGGUCUGUGGAGUGUCUCCAGAGGGAGGUGGGUCUGUGGAGUGUCUCUGUCCAGAGGGAGGUGGGUCUGUGGAGUGUCUCCAGAGGGAGGUGGGUCUGUGGAGUGUCUCUGUCCAGAGGGUGGUGGGUCUGUGGACUAUCUCCAGCUGGACAUGGGUCUGUGGAGUGUCUCUGUCCAGAUGGUGGUGGGUCUGUGGACUAUCUCCAGCGGGUCGGGUGUGGAUUUACAGAAUUCAUUGCCACUGACAGGAGAUUUGGUGAAUUUAAGACAGAGUGGUAUGCUCCUGAUUGGUUUGGGAGGGGGGAGGUGAAAAUUCAGCCCAGAUUGAAUGGAGGAGUAGAUAAUGGUGGCUGGCUCAGUGAGCAGACAGCCCAGCCUGGGUGAUGGGUAUUGCUGAUGAUGAGUGCUUUUGUCUACGACAGUGCUUCAGGUAGAUGUCCUCAAUAGUUGGGGGAUUUUACCUCUGACUACACUGCCUUUUGUACGAUUUUCCCUUUAAAGGCACUGGUGAUUCCAUAGCAGUCCAUGAUACAGCCAUCCCCAUCCCUUCUCACUAACUCUCUUUCACCGC